AUGGCGGCAAUGUUAGCAACAGAGCUGCGGCGGCUGAAAACGAAGGCGGCCGCCCUCGCAGCGACGGAAUCGAUGCUGCGUCUGCGCCUUUCUCGCCGGUUGUCAUCCCUGGUGGAACGCCUCUGCGUCAUCCACCGAGUCUGUGCCUAUCCAGAGAAGCAACAAGCAGCUGGCAAGAAAGAGGAGGUGGAGAAGUGGCUGAAGAAGCUGCAAGAGGCAAUCCUGCGUGCGGAGGACUUGCUGCACAAUCUGAAGCUUAGGCGGCUGCCACGGGAGACGAAGGCACCGGUGGUGGCGAACGCAGCGCGCGAGUUCUUGCUCCGCAUCACGUCGGUGUUCCGCUUUGCUGCAGACCGCAGAUUGAGAGCAACGGUGAAGGUGUUCGACGACCUUGUCAUGUUGGCCGGGAAGGUGUUCUCCGAAGUAGACUCGGCGCAAGUCGUUGAGGUUCCUUUCCCAAUGCCUGCAACCUUUCGCGGAAGAAAGGAUGAUAAAAUAAAGAUUAAUGAACUGCUCGAUCAUCAUGGUGGACCUUUGGUUGCCAUCCUGAUCGUUGCCAUAGCGGGGUCAGGCAAGUCGACCUUGGCCCGAGUCAUUUACGACGGUCAGAGGGAAAAUUUCGAGGCUGCAAUGCUAGUAGACCGAUACUACUCUUGUGAAGUAGCAACGAAUGGUUGGAAUCGUUUUCGCUAUCUGCCAGUUACGGAGCUCAAGAUCGCAACAAGUCUCAUAGUAGGAGAAGAGGUAGCACCUCCGAUCACGGAUAGGGUCGAUGAUGGGGAACCAUUUCUGUUCGAUUCGGCAGUGCAUCGAAUCCGGGAAUCACUAAUUGGAAUGAGAUUUUUGAUUGUUCUACUUGACAUCAACAACAUAGCUCGUCCGGAUUUGUGGCAACGGCUGAUGCAGGCCUUACAGGAGGCGUGCCUGUAUGGAGGAAGCACGGUGAUCAUAACCACAACCAACACUGCACUUCAAUCGACCAUGCUCAUCGAACAUCAUUCCUUCAGUUUGGGUGGCUUGUCACGCUUAGAUAGUUGGCUGCUGUUCCAAGAACAUGCAUAUUUUAUGAUGCCAGAUUAUGUGGAGCACCAUUCCUGGGUCGGCGCCGUAUGCCGUGGGCAUCCGUUGUCAUUGAUCAUCCUAGCUAUGAAGAUUCGCUGCACCGCAACGCAAAGUAUUUGGUACGUUUCAUCCACUCCACCUAGUGGAGAUAUUCCUAGACUUUGUUCCGACAUAAAGCAGGUGUAUGAAAGAUUGAUCCACGGUGGCGCACGUAGUCCGCUAUCGCCGGACAUACUCCGUGAUUGCUUCACAUUCCUGUCGCUGUUCCCGGAAGAUUACCGUUUUCGUAGGGAGGAGAUGGUCGACCUGUGGGCUGCGGAGAACUCGAUAUCAUUGGAUGAAGCCGAUACCUACGUCAAAGCUUUCGUGCAGGAAGGCGCCUUCGUCCUCUGCGAGCCGCAGGAUGAACAUGACGGUGAAAGCACGCCUCGCAGGGUGGCAUACAAAAUGCCAGACCUUCUCCCCUACUUUGCACAGCAUGUCGGUUCCAGCAGUGUCCACUCUACGCUGACGCCUGAAUUCUUUGGUUCGACGCUUUUUAAAACGAAAGGCUUCCCUUCGAUCUGCCAGCACUUGUCGUGCGUUUGUGAUCCGAGGUCACCAGAGUUUCCGAUGGACGUGCUCCUUAAAGGCUCCCCAUGGCUGCUGCGCACGCUGCUGCUACUAACUGCAUCAUCAAAUGAGAAGCGCGAGGUGACGGACAAUGCUGAAGGUAUCGAGUUCGCAACUUUCACACUCCUCCGAGUGUUGCAUGUACGUGGAAUCACAUUCGGAAAAUUGUUUCGUGGGGUUGGAGCGCAUUGCAAUCUGGUUUACCUCAACGUUUCACACAGCGACACCGAAACACUCCCUGAAUGGAUCGGUGACCUUCCCGAACUGAGGAUCUUGAAGCUCUCUCACUGCCAGAAGCUCCGCAGACUUCCCAAAUCGAUCACCCGGCUUCGGUACUUGGAGAAGUUGGACCUUAAAGCUUGUUCCUUGCUUGCAGGAAGUUCGCUGGAAUGGGUCGGCAAACUUUUCCGACUGGAGCACCUCAACCUUUCACAAAUCGACUUGAAGUCACUUCCUGGAUCCGUAGGCAAGCUUUGGACGUUGAAGGCCUUGGUACUGGCGGACUGUCAGAGAAUUCGGAGGCUUCCCGGAUCAAUCAGAAAGCUCCUGUGCUUGGAGAAGCUGGACCUUGAAGGGUGCCAUUUCCUGGAGGAGUUGCCUGACAACCUGGACAGCGUGAUGAAGAGUCUCAAGCUUUUGAACCUGCUCCGCUGUCCCUCCUUGACUCGCAUGCCUCUCGGUAUCGGACGAAUGUCAAGCCUCAAGAGUUUGCCGAGAUUCGUGGCGAGUGAUGAGCUCGGGCGAAGCGUCAUGGAGCUCCAUCCGCUCUCUGAUCUUGAAGGUGAGCUUUGGUUGGAUAAGCUCAACAAGUUGGUGGAUCCGGAAGUGGCAAGACAAGUAAAGCUAGAGGAAAAAGAGAAACUUGAGGCAUUGACGCUCCGUUGGGAACGCUUCGAUUCAGAAGAACAUCCAGAUGAAAUGCAGCAGCAGCCGCAGGAGAAUGUGCUCGAAGCCCUUCGACCGAACGCAAGCUUGAGGUCACUGAAGUUGAUCCUGUACACGGGUAAACAGUUACCUUCUUGGAUGACUAACGAACUGACUUAUCGUACAUCACUCUUGGAUAUCAGAUUAUUCAACCUGAAAAGAUGUGGUCUGCCCCCGCUUGGGCAAUUACCACUUCUCAAGGUAGUCAAGAUCAGUGGUAUGGAUGCGGUGGCCGAGCUGGACGACUCCUUCUAUGGCGAGACCGGCACAUUUCCCUCGCUGGAGAGUCUCACUCUCUCUCAAAUGUCAAACUUGACGGGAUGGUUGAUGCCUAUGGAAGACAGACAUGGUUUGUUCCCUCGUCUUGCUCGCUUGACAUUUAUACAGUGCCCCAAACUUGAGCCGCCCAGCUAUUCUAUCCCAUCCAUUACGACAUUGACAAUGUGGAUGAACAACGAGAAGCUCUACAGCUCAGCAGAUCUCAGAAACAUGGCUAGGAAUGUGACGAAGCUCUCGGUUUCCUUGUGUCAAGAUCUUGGGGCAUCCUCGACGACGUGCCAGGGAUUCUGGGGCUUGACCUCCCUGGAGGAGCUACAGAUCUCCGCAUGCCAGAAUUUGACAUGUUUGCCGGAGGAGAUGAAGCAGCUCAGUUCCCUUCGAAGCCUACAGAUCAUUAGCUGCAGCAACAUGAAGAGUCUGCCAAAGUGGUUGGAAGAUCUACCUUCCCUCCGUUCCAGAGGAAUACCGUCUCGUUUAGAAUUAAUCAUCGAAGGCUGCCCUUUGCUGCAACGACGAUGA
This is a messenger RNA of Musa acuminata AAA Group (dessert banana), 3396 nucleotides long. RefSeq names its product putative disease resistance protein RGA3. Bases 1 to 3396 code for a protein of 1131 amino acids. Gene Ontology annotation, biological process: defense response to fungus. The transcript has a single exon. Gene Ontology annotation, molecular function: ADP binding. Lineage: Eukaryota; Viridiplantae; Streptophyta; Magnoliopsida; Zingiberales; Musaceae. The record is from RefSeq and is a predicted model, not a curated record.